This is a messenger RNA of Tuber melanosporum (Perigord truffle), 368 nucleotides long. RefSeq lists its product as uncharacterized. Bases 147 to 368 code for a protein of 73 amino acids. NCBI's taxonomy places the organism in Eukaryota, Fungi, Ascomycota, Pezizomycetes, Pezizales, Tuberaceae. The record is from RefSeq and is a predicted model, not a curated record. The transcript has a single exon.
AGCUUGUCGGGAUGGGGAGAUGUGGCUUGUUGUGUGACAUUAAGUAUUUAUUGGAGGAGUUGAUAGGCAUGCGGAACUGGGAUCGGAAGUGUGUGGACUAGGAGAUAUAUGCUGUGGAUUGUGGUAUUGCUUGCGUGUUGGGGGAUAUGUGUAUUGAGGAUUACGUCCUCACUGAAGUACUCGGGUUGUUUGGGGAAUGUGGUUUACCUCUUACCUUUCUCUGUCUAAUACUCUGUUUCCGUUUUUUCUUUGGCUUGUUCUUUCUUCUCUUUCUGAUCGCAUACGAAUAUCAUCGUUUUCAUCUCAUCAAGCCCAGCCAUCACGGUGUAGAUUUCAACAAUAUUCAAUCAAUUGGGGAGAGUAGAUGA